This is a messenger RNA of Dimorphilus gyrociliatus, 3681 nucleotides long. The record is from the annotation of a GenBank genome assembly. NCBI's taxonomy places the organism in Eukaryota, Metazoa, Annelida, Polychaeta, Dinophilidae.
AUCCUACAAAUCGCCUACUGGCCACUGCCGCACGGCCAUGUUACUCUGCGUAUUAACAAUAUUUUCUCACUAUAUUCGGUGAUUUACGCCUAAUAAAGUGUACCAUCUACACUUUAAAAUUGCCGCGGUCCUGAAGAACGAAAAAUUUGUAAGUUGGAAAGCGGAUCUAUUUAAGAAUCUGAUAUUUUUUGUUGGUAGAGUAGAACAAGCAAAAUGGCUGCCAUUUAACGCUCACCAGCGUAAAUGGAGUAAACUGGAUUUCAAUGCAAUUUUUGCUGUAGCAAAUUUGUUAGCUUAUCGAUAACGUAUACUUGUUUAUGAAAAUUAGUUAGAUAUUGUAGAAUAUCGUAUAAUAUAGUAUACGCGUAGUAUGAGUCAUAGGGAUUUCCCGCUUUACUAUUUCAAUUUAUAAUUUUUAUUCUGACCUACAGGUAAGCGCUGUAAAACACAGCUGCUCAACGGUACAGGCAGCUUUCGGAUAAUCUUGGGUAAAGAAUGGAUCCUGUAGACGGAAAUACUAACGGCGCUAGUCCGGUUGGAAUAAACGUCAAAAGUGAGGCUGAUGCGACACCCUUUCACUCAAAUCCCUCACCUGUUACUGAUCCCGGGUCAGCAACUGCCUCGGCGAAUCGUGCCCCAGAUCGUUCGAACUCAUCUCCGUUGACGGAUGUAGGUGCUUCAUCUCAACAGACAAAUCGAACUCCUGGACGUUUGACGAAUCAACUUCAAUACUUGCUCAAAACAGUUAUGAAGGCUGUAUGGAAACACCAAUUUGCUUGGCCUUUCCAUCAGCCCGUUGACGCCAGUAAACUCAAAUUGCCUGUGAGCUUUAUUUUGUUUAUUAGGACGUGUUCAGUUUAUUUUUUGUAUUUUCGAUGCUACUUUCAGGACUAUCAUAAGAUAAUACGAGUGCCGAUGGACUUGGGAACUAUCAAGCGACGGUUGGAGACGAACUACUACCAUUCAGCAAAAGAUUGCAUCGAGGACUUCAACAGAAUGUUCACUAAUUGUUAUGUGUAUAAUAAACCAGGAGAAGAUAUUACAGUUAUGGCACAAACUUUAGAAAAACUAUUCUUAAGUAAAAUAGCACAGAUGCCAAAUGAAGAAGUAGAGUUGCCAGUGCAGCAUAAAAGAAAGAAACCGUCUUCGAAAAAUUCCGUGGUUAAAAACCCACUCCCCCUACCAGUUCCAUCAGGGGUGAUUAGCACCGCUGUUAACGGUCAAGCACCUGACAGUUUGCCUUCAACGCCCGUACCAGUGCCACAGAUUCCACCUCCGGCUCCUAUUCCUGUGCAACCUCCUCCAGCACAAGCUCCCACUCCUACGACAACACCGAUAGAUGUCGAUAGUACUAAUACACCUUGUCCAAGAUCAUUAAAACGAAAGCCGGACGAAUCAAUUUUCGAUCCGAAUUUCGAUAAACUCAACGAUCCAGACCCCCGUUCUAUCGCUCCUGGUCCCGUUGGGGGCACGCGAAGAGAAAGCACGAGACCAAUCAAGCGUCCCAGAAAAGAUCUCCCAGACGAUCAAGCUCAGCACUCAUCCAAGUAUAAACGAGAAAAAUUAAGUGAACAAUUAAAGUUCUGUCAAGGCGUCGUAAAAGAGCUAUUUUCGAAAAAGCAUUCUGCAUACGGCUGGCCGUUCUACAAACCAGUUGACGCUAAAUUACUGGGCUUACACGAUUACCACGACAUCAUAAAGAAACCUAUGGACUUGGGAACUAUCAAGACGAAGCUAGAGAACCGAGAAUAUGCUAAUGCUCAAGAAUUCGCAGAAGACGUCCGCUUAGUAUUUCAUAAUUGUUAUAGAUAUAAUCCACAGGCCAGCGAAGUGGCCGUGAUGGGACACAAACUGCAGGAUGUUUUUGAGGCGAAGUUUUCUAAGAUGCCUGAAGAAGUUCCAACAGAUACAGAAAGUAUAGCACCCAGUGUAACAAACGUAUCAAAUUCGGAACUCAGUACGGGUUCCUCCGAUUCAGAACAAGAGGAGGAAGAGAGGGCCAAGAAAUUAGUUGCCAUGGCUGAACAAUUACGACAGCUAAGCGAACAGGUGAUUAAGAUGGUAAAUACAAGUAGAGAGAAAAAGAAACGUCGCAAAAAUGGCAAGAAGCGUCCAAAUACUUCUUUUAAAGAAGGAUCUAAAGCUCGUAAACCUAUUCACUCUGAUGUUUCAUUCUUAACGCCAAUUCCUACCUCAUCUGCCACUCCAGCCGUCCAUCCAACCCCAGGGUUACCUGCGCCACCCAUAGCAUCGGUUCCUUCCAGUACGGUGAAUACAAAUACAGUGGCAAUGACGCCAUUAAUGAAUUCCUUACCAUCGGCAUCCCAAACCGAAACUAAACCGGGUACAGGUGCUGGUGGAAAAGGCGUUAGGAAAGAUAAAGUAAAGAGGCCUCGACAGCCCAAAAAACCAAGACAACCAGUUUCAAAGGUCAAGAACAAGAACGCAACAUCCCUUUUCGACAGUGACGAUGAGGAUAAUGCAAAGCCCAUGUCUUAUGAUGAAAAAAGGCAGUUGUCAUUAGAUAUAAAUAAAUUACCAGGAGAUAAACUGGGACGUGUUGUUCAUAUCAUUCAAGAGCGCGAGCCCUCAUUGCGCGAUUCUAAUCCGGAUGAGAUAGAAAUUGACUUCGAAACCCUGAAGCCAUCUACUCUAAGAGAGCUGGAAGCUUAUGUUCUAUCUUGUUUGAAAAAGAAACCUCGUAAACAAUGGACCCGAAAACCGACUGGCAAAAAUAAAGAACUGGCAGAGAAAAAGAAAGAUAUUGAAAAUAGUGCACCUGCGGACAACAACAAAAUUCCUACCACCAAAAAAUCAACAAACAAAAAAGAUGCCGAAGCUUCACGAUUAACUGAAAGCAGCAGUAGUUCAUCAGAAUCAGAUAGUAGCAGUGGAAGUUCGUCGUCGUCCUCGAGUGACUCGAGCGAUUCAGAGUCAGGUGACGCCAAGAAAAAGUCUACUAGAGUUGAGAACCAAGUCCACGUUUCUACUUCCGGACAGAAAAUCACUAUAUCACCGAAUAAAGUGAAUCGUGAUCCACCAAUAAAAGAGCCAACCGUUGAACCCACAUCUACUACAGAACUGUUAAAAACUGUAAUACCAGAAUCAUCAAACGGAACUAUUGCCCCCAAGACCUCAUCAGCGACUCUGAGUGACAUGCUGGCACAACCGACUGUUGUUGAAAAACAGCAUAAAUCGAUUAUGGCAUCCAGCAGCAGUGAAAGCGAUGAUGAGGACACAACAACCGAAGGAAAGCCGAAAGGUUUAGCAGCUCUUGCAAAAAUGACAUCUUCAACCGACAAUACUAAAAAACCUAAUAUAAUGAACGAUUUUAGUCGAUUUAAGAAAGCGUUUAAAGAGAAAAAAGAUAGAGAAAAUGCCCAAAAGCAGCAAGAAGAGAUUCGACGCUUGCAACAAGAAAAAUUGUCCAAAGAGAGAGAAAAACAAAUGCUUGACAAGAAAAAACAGGCUGAAGAGGAAGCGGCCUUGGAAAAAGCUGUUGCCCAUUCUUCCACCCUCCAAUCGAAUUCCACUUCGAAUGUUCCGUCACCGUCAAAUUCUGCGAUAAUUGAUCGGGAAAAAUUGCGUGAAGAGGAAAGGCGGAGGCGUAAAGCUAUGACAAAUCAAAUUGAUAUGAGUGCGCAAAGCGAUAUGAUGGCGCAUUUCGAAGCGUCACUAUGA